UUGACAUAUUUGACGGGAUGGUUUUUUAGUGCUUUUUAAUCAACAUAAUUUUUAUAUUUUACUAUUAAAAGGCACUUUCUUUUCAAAUUGUUAAGAAAGCGGUCAAGUUGUGUGAUGAAAAUUUCAAGUUAACAUGGGCGACGGAUUAAAAAUAACAAAAGAUAAGCGUCAUAGAAGUUCUAGUAGUCUUGCAGGAGGAAAUAUUGAAGGGACACGUUCCGAACGAAAAUUGGAUAUAAGGGCAUCGAUACCGGAGGUAGACGAUCAAUUCACAUUAGCCGAAGCGAGGUGCGAUGAUUUAAAAGAAAAAAUUGAUACCGUCAAAGGUCUUAAAAGAAGGCGAAAACUUAAAAAACGGAGCAUGACACGCGUUAGUGAACAGGCUGUCACUGGUGAACAUAUUCCCUUUAUAAGUGUUCGGACACAGCCAAAAAAGAUUUUGAUGGUUACAGAAGUGUCCCCGCAGGCUGCUAGGUUGAGAAGACUGGAAUUGCCGGCUAACCCAACCCGUGGCUAUUUAGAUCCGGCUAUGGUCGAGCAGCACGAAAUGGUUGGACAGGUGCGGGGUUACAACCAGAUGUUUCGUCAGCCGCAGCGAGUUCAAGUAAGUUCAGCAAAUAAAUCUCCGAAAUCAAGACCGAUGUCCCGAGGUCAUCCUGAAGGAGAUGCUGUGUAUGAGAUUGAUUCAUCGACCGACAAAUGUGAGCCUCAAGAGGUGGCCUGCGGUGAUGAUGAAGUGAUCCAGGAUAAUUCUGACCACAAUGACAGUCAUCACUACUAUGAUCAUUUCCCCGGGAACAUAACGGUUAAGAAGAAAAAAGGCGAAACAAAAAAGGUAUAUGGUGCACGUCGACGUAGUAAGGAUCAAGUUAAAGAUAUGAAUCUUUUAAUAGGUUCGGGGGUGAGUCAAGAAGAGGAGAGACCUGUUGUGGAACUAUUUAAUAAGAGCCGUGGAAGCACCUCGCCGGAGUCGUGGCAACGACAUCCGUUUCAAAAAACUGUUAUGCCUGAAUAUGAGAAAAAGAGAGCUCGUGGAGAUGGUAAUGAUGAAGUCGGGAGAAAAUCUCCAGACCGACGAAAUCUGCCAGAGCAGCAAUCUGAAGAUAACAGAACUGAAGAUGGGAAAACUGCAAAUAUAGAAAAAAAGAAAAAGCUUGUCCAUCGCCGUGUUAAUUACCGCGGCCACCACUAUGAGAUGCCGACUGUUGCAUCUCAGAUGAAGCAAGCUGGCAUGCGGUGCUACUAUGAGCAGCGUUGUACCUCGAAUAUACCAUUUAUUGUCAGCAAGAGCACGGCACCCUCACAUAACAUUGGUGUUAACAUUCAGCAGGUCCUAAAUGGUAUGAAAAUUCAACAGCCGGUCUCCGGAAUUCCGUUUACUAUGGCUCAUCAUAUGGGAUUGGGUUACUUAUCAUCAACUGCACCGAGAAGCGCAGUUCUAUCAUUGGAUAAUCGAGAGAUGAAUGCUAUUCGAGUUGGAAGGCGUUUAGUUCGGCUACCGUCAUAUAAAAGGAUGGUAAUGCCCUACAACCGUCUCCUCCACAUGUACAGUGAAGGGGAUGGUAUGGUGCCACGUUUUCUUCGUGCAAUGAGUCGACCCAACUACAUAUAUACUUCAAUGUAUAACAGUCUAUCGAGGAACAGAGAUGACGCAACAUCCAAGGGCCAUAGCGAGAGUCUCGAGGCCAAGCAAAGUUUGGCAAUAUACGCGAAAUUGUACAGAGAGUAUGAAAGAAUAUGCAAAAGUCUCGAAGACAAGAAUGAUCCGGACCUAGACAGCCGUAAACAACAGCUGAUGAGGGAACUCACUGCGCGUGCUGAACAGAUUGGGAAGGUUGUGGACGAGCAGGAGAAACUAAUCGAUCCACUAUUGAAAGCAUCUGCAUCAAACGAAGAUGGUCGUUAAGGCAAAAUUGUUUAUUUUCUAAAUUACAAGUAGUAUUGUCAACCGUAUGACAGUUUUUAAUUUUGCGCUUAUAGAGCAAGCUUCAAUAAUGUCGCUGCUAUGAGAUAAAACAUACAUAAAAGCAUCGACGGAGUCUUAAAGUAAUGGAUUGAUUGAUCAGAACACCAGACGUUCAUAGCAGCCAUUUAAAAAUUGACAUAUAUUAUUGAACUGUAAUAGGUGUAGCUAAGAAAAUAACGGAAAGGGAUAUUUUUAAAUUUGGUAUUUUUU
Pieris brassicae (large cabbage white) is the source of this 2176-nucleotide messenger RNA. RefSeq lists its product as uncharacterized. Lineage: Eukaryota; Metazoa; Arthropoda; Insecta; Lepidoptera; Pieridae. The record is from RefSeq and is a predicted model, not a curated record. The transcript is spliced from 17 exons. Bases 134 to 1906 code for a protein of 590 amino acids.